AUAUUUUUGCCGUUUCUGAAACCUCAAUUCCCUCAACAACCACGCAAUUGACUCUGAAUUAGCUGCCACGCACACUACGUAAGGUGAUAUCUCAACCUCUGCGGAUGAAGUUGGGACGUCACUGUGUUUUCACUGCCUCGUACAUCUUCAGAUCUCUCAUAACUCCAGCUUAAUCCUCUCAUCUUUUCCACCAUUUCCGAACGGAAAGUCGCUAGCUAGCUGGCUACGACAUCUUCUGUUUUUCCCUGGAAUGCCAUUUCCUCUGAAAAAUCCUUAUAUUAUAACACCACUUUCUCUCCCUCUCUUUUCCACUCUCGAUCGCUUUCUGCAAAACGGAUUGGUUUACACCCACCCAUGGCUUCUUUAUAUUCUUUAUCUUCGUUCAUAUCUGUAACACUAACCCUAGUUGUCUUAUUUGUUCAUCCUGCGUUUUCCGUCUCAAGUAGAAGAGCUCUUGAGCAUCAGACAGUGCAAACUGGAUUCCGAAUCACACUUGAUCAUGUUGAUUCUGCAAAAAACCUCACAAAGUUUCAACGUGUCCAGCGGGGAAUCAAGCGCGGGCAACACAGGUUGCAAAAGCUCAGUGCAAUGGCCUUGGCAGCCACAUCAGAUAAUUCAGAAGUUGAAGCCCCGGUACAUGCAGGCUCAGGGGAGUUUCUGAUGAACAUGGCAAUCGGCUCACCGCCGGAGGCAUUCUCAGCCAUCAUCGACACGGGCAGUGAUUUGAUAUGGACUCAAUGCAAGCCUUGUAAACAGUGUUACGACCAGCCCACGCCAAUUUUCGAUCCGAAAAAAUCAUCUUCUUUCUCUAAGAUAUCAUGCAAGAGCAAGCUAUGCGAGGCACUGUCCUCUUCAACAUGCCAAGCCGAUGCUUGCCAGUAUUUCUACCAGUACGGUGAUUAUUCCACGACAGAAGGUGUUAUGGCAACAGAAACCUUCACGUUCGGGGACUCCGAUGAUAACAAAGUUUCGAUUCCUAAAAUUGGGUUCGGUUGUGGGAGUGACAACGAGGGAGAUGGGUUCAGCCAAGGUGCAGGCCUGGUGGGGCUCGGACGAGGACCCUUGUCAUUGGUUUCCCAGCUUAAGCAACCCAAGUUCUCAUACUGCCUGACUUCCAUUGAUAACUCCAAAACCAGUACACUUUUGUUGGGAUCUCAAGCAAGUGUGAAUAGCACACAAUCAUCAGAAGCAAUCAAAACCACCCCUUUAAUUAGAAACCCAUCUCAGCCAUCUUUUUAUUAUCUCUCGCUUGAAGGCAUCUCUGUCGGGGAAACUCGAGUGCCCAUCGAUACAAAAAUCGAAGAAGAUGGCAGUGGCGGCCUAAUCAUAGAUUGUGGGACAACCAUUUCCUACCUUUCUGGCAAUGUAUUUUCCAAAAUUAAAAAAGCAUUCAUUUCUCAAACAAAACUUGACGUGGACGAUUCGGGUGCAACCGGGCUUGAUCUUUGCUUCGCCUUACCAUCGGAUACAAGCGAAGUAGAAAUUCCCAAGUUGGUUUUCCAUUUCAAAGGUGCUGAUUUGGAUUUGCCUGCAGAAAACUAUAUCGUUGCUGACUCAAGUAGUGGAGUACUUUGCCUGGCCAUGGGAAGCUCGGGGACCUCGGGCAUGUCGAUCUUUGGGAAUAUUCAGCAGCAGAACUUUCUGGUGACCCAUGAUCUUGAGAAGGAAACCUUAUCGUUUGUUCCUACUCAGUGUGAUCAGCUUUGACCAUCUGCAUUGAUCUAUAUCUGUGUUUGUUUGUGUGGUCUCAUACAUCGAAAUUAUGUUGUAAUAACGUCUAUACUUUCUUUGUAGCUUGAGCUUAUGAAUGUAACUUCCAUUAAAUUGAUUAA
Messenger RNA from Juglans microcarpa x Juglans regia, 1832 nucleotides. RefSeq names its product aspartic proteinase nepenthesin-1-like. The record is from RefSeq and is a predicted model, not a curated record. The transcript has a single exon. NCBI's taxonomy places the organism in Eukaryota, Viridiplantae, Streptophyta, Magnoliopsida, Fagales, Juglandaceae. The coding region runs from base 355 to 1707 and encodes 450 amino acids. Gene Ontology annotation, cellular component: extracellular region.